AUGGCAUCAGAACUGGCAAUGAGCAACUCCGACCUGCCCACCAGUCCCCUGGCCAUGGAAUAUGUUAAUGACUUCGAUCUGAUGAAGUUUGAAGUGAAAAAGGAGCCGGUGGAGCCGGAUCGCAGCAUCAGCCAGUGCAGCCGUCUGAUCACCGGGGGAUCCUUGUCUUCCACCCCGAUGAGCACGCCUUGCAGCUCGGUUCCCCCUUCCCCAAGCUUUUCGGCGCCCAGCCCGGGCUCCGGGAGCGAGCAGAAGGCUCACCUGGAGGAUUUUUACUGGAUGAGCGGCUACCAACAGCAGCUGAAUCCCGAAGCGCUGGGCUUCAGCCCCGAAGACGCGGUAGAGGCGCUGAUCAGCAGCAGCCACCAGCUCCAGUCCUUCGAUGGCUAUGCUAGAGGGCAGCAGUUUGCCGGGUCGGCCGGGGCAGGAGGCGGCAUGGCCGGGGAGGAGAUGGGCUCAGCAGCCGCUGUGGUAUCGGCUGUUAUCGCCGCAGCAGCUGCGCAGAACGGAGGUCCCCACCACCACCACCACCAUCACCACCACGCCGGGGGACACCACCCCUCCACCGGGGUCCCGUCCAACGCUAGCUCGGCGGGCAGCCACCAACACAUGGGACACCUGGACCUGGACGACCGGUUUUCGGACGACCAGCUGGUGACCAUGUCAGUACGGGAGCUGAACCGACACCUCCGCGGGGUCAGCAAGGAGGAGGUGAUCCGGCUGAAACAGAAGAGGAGGACCCUAAAGAACAGAGGCUAUGCCCAGUCAUGCCGCUACAAGCGGGUCCAGCAGAGACAUGUUCUGGAGGGUGAGAAGACGCAGCUGGUCCAGCAGGUGGACCACCUCAAGGCGGAGAUGUCGCGGCUGGCCAGGGAGAGGGACGCAUACAAGGACAAGUACGAGAAGCUCAUCACCAACGGCUUCAGAGAAAACGGCUCCAGCAGUGACAACACCCCCUCAUCCCCAGAGUUCUUCAUGACGUCGAGAAAGUUCCUCCAUCUGUGA
Salvelinus namaycush (lake trout) is the source of this 1005-nucleotide messenger RNA. Its product is annotated as transcription factor Maf-like. The coding region runs from base 1 to 1005 and encodes 334 amino acids. Gene Ontology annotation, biological process: regulation of transcription by RNA polymerase II. The transcript has 2 exons. The record is from RefSeq and is a predicted model, not a curated record. Gene Ontology annotation, molecular function: DNA-binding transcription factor activity, RNA polymerase II-specific; RNA polymerase II cis-regulatory region sequence-specific DNA binding. Gene Ontology annotation, cellular component: nucleus. NCBI's taxonomy places the organism in Eukaryota, Metazoa, Chordata, Actinopteri, Salmoniformes, Salmonidae.